Messenger RNA from Phaethon lepturus (White-tailed tropicbird), 5820 nucleotides. RefSeq names its product dedicator of cytokinesis 7 (gene DOCK7). The transcript is spliced from 41 exons. Gene Ontology annotation, biological process: positive regulation of GTPase activity; small GTPase-mediated signal transduction; axonogenesis. The record is from RefSeq and is a predicted model, not a curated record. NCBI's taxonomy places the organism in Eukaryota, Metazoa, Chordata, Aves, Phaethontiformes, Phaethontidae. The annotation marks the transcript as partial. Gene Ontology annotation, molecular function: guanyl-nucleotide exchange factor activity.
CUGGAAAAGGUAUUACAGCAGGGAGAUAUUGGGGAGUGUGCAGAGCCUUAUAUGAUUUUUAAAGAAUCUGAUGCAGCAAAGAAUAAGGAAAAGUUGGAAAAACUGAAAUGCCAGGCAGAACAGUUUUGCCAAAGACUAGGCAAGUAUCGAAUGCCUUUUGCCUGGACAGCCAUUCAUUUAAUGAACAUUGUGAGCAGCGCUGGAAGUUUGGAAAGAGACUCCACAGAAGUAGAAGUUGGCACAGGAGAACGUAAAGGAUCGUGGUCUGAGAGGCGGAAUUCUAGUAUUGUCGGGAGGCGUUCGCUAGAGAGAACUACAAGCGGGGAUGAGGCUUGCAAUUUGACCAGUUUUAGACCAGCUACACUGACAGUGACAAACUUCUUUAAACAGGAGGGCGACCGUCUGAGCGAUGAAGAUUUGUACAAGUUCCUUGCUGACAUGAGACGGCCAUCUUCAGUGUUACGGAGACUGAGGCCUAUCACAGCUCAAUUAAAGAUAGACAUAUCUCCAGCUCCAGAGAAUCCCCAUUACUGUCUAACUCCAGAGUUGCUGCAAGUCAAACUUUACCCAGACAGCAGAGUUAGGCCUACAAGAGAAAUCCUGGAGUUUCCUGCCAGGGAUGUCUACGUUCCAAAUACCACAUACAGGAAUCUUCUUUAUGUCUAUCCUCAGAGCCUUAACUUUGCCAACCGCCAAGGAUCUGCCAGGAACAUCACUGUAAAAGUCCAAUUCAUGUACGGAGAGGACCCCAGCAAUGCUAUGCCGGUCAUCUUUGGCAAAUCUAGCUGUCCUGAAUUUUCCAAAGAAGCAUACACAGCUGUCGUAUAUCACAACAGAUCGCCUGAUUUUCAUGAGGAAAUCAAGAUUAAGCUUCCAGCCACUUUAACCGAUCACCACCACCUGCUUUUUACUUUUUACCACGUCAGUUGCCAACAAAAACAAAACACUCCCCUGGAGACUCCAGUUGGAUACACCUGGAUACCGAUGCUUCAAAAUGGACGGCUAAAGACUGGCCAGUUCUGCCUACCUGUUUCAUUGGAAAAACCACCACAGGCUUAUUCAGUGCUUUCUCCAGAGGUUCCACUCCCCGGAAUGAAGUGGGUGGAUAACCACAAAGGGGUUUUCAAUGUAGAAGUUGUUGCUGUAUCAUCCCUCCAUACUCAGGACCCUUAUCUUGACAAGUUCUUUGCACUUGUCCAUGCUCUGGAUGAGCACAUGUUCCCUGUGCGAAUAGGAGACAUGAGAAUUAUGGAAAACAACUUGGAAAAUGAACUGAAGAGCAGCAUUUCAGCUUUAAAUUCCUCUCAACUGGAGCCGGUAGUGCGAUUUCUUCAUCUCCUGCUUGACAAACUGAUUCUUCUGGUAGUAAGACCUCCUGUCAUUGCAGGCCAAAUAGUUAACCUGGGCCAAGCAUCUUUCGAAGCGAUGGCAUCAAUCAUAAACAGACUUCACAAGAGCUUGGAUGGAAACCAAGACCAGCAUGGCAGAAACAGCCUUCUUGCUUCCUAUAUUUAUUAUGUUUUUCGCCUACCAAAUACUUACCCCAACUCACCAUCGCCAGGUCCCGGUGGCUUAGGGGGAUCGGUGCAUUAUGCCACCAUGGCUCGAUCUGCUGUCCGACCGGCAAGCCUCAACUUGAACCGCAAAAACAACAGCAACCCAGAUAUAUCUGGGACCCCCACCUCACCGGAUGAUGAAGUUCGCUCAAUCAUUGGCAGUAAGGGUUUAGACCGCUCCAAUUCCUGGGUAAACACUGGUGGUCCAAAAGCAGCCCCAUGGGGAUCCAACCCCAGCCCAAGUGCAGAGUCAACACAGGCUACGGAUCGAAGUUGUAAUCGUAUGUCUUCGCACACUGAGACGUCAAGUUUCUUACAAACAUUAACAGGACGAUUACCAACUAAAAAGCUUUUUCACGAAGAGCUGGCCUUACAGUGGGUUGUGUGCAGUGGGAGUGUGCGAGAGGCAGCCCUACAGCAGGCCUGGUUCUUCUUCGAGCUGAUGGUGAAGAGCAUGGUGCAUCAUUUGUAUUUUGCUGACAAACUGGAUGCGCCAAGAAAGAAUCGUUUUCCUGAGCGUUUCAUGGAUGAUGUAACUGCUUUGGUCAGCACAAUUGCCGGUGAUAUAGUCUCUCGGUUUCAGAAGGAUACAGAAAUGGUGGAAAGGCUCAAUACCAGUCUUGCAUUUUUCCUCAAUGACCUGUUGUCUAUCAUGGACAGAGGAUUUGUUUUUGCUCUUAUUAAGACCUGCUACAAACAGGUGUCUUCAAAGCUGUAUUCCUUAACAAACCCAAGUAACCUGGCAUCUUUGAGGCUGGAUUUCCUUCGCAUCAUUUGCAGCCAUGAACACUACGUCACCUUGAAUUUACCCUGCAGCUUGCUCACACCACCUGCAUCUCCGUCACCAUCUGUAUCUUCAGCAACUUCUCAGAGUUCUGGGUUCUCCACAAAUGUCCAAGACCAGAAGAUUGCAAAUAUGUUUGAGUUGUCUGUGCCUUUCCGCCAACAGCAUUACUUGGCCGGGCUUGUGUUGACAGAACUGGCUGUCAUUUUAGAUCCUGAUGCAGAAGGUUUAUUUGGAUUGCAUAAGAAGGUCAUCAAUAUGGUACACAAUUUACUGUCCAGUCACGACUCAGAUCCGCGGUACGCUGACCCACAGGUAAAGGCCCGGGUGGCAAUGCUGUAUCUACCUCUGAUUGGCGUGAUCAUGGAAACCGUGCCUCAGCUUUAUGACUUUACAGAGAGUCACAAUCAGCGAGGGAGGCCAAGCUGCGUCGCUGUUGAUGAUUACGAAAGCGAGGGUGGAAGCAUGAUAAGCCAGACAGUUGCCAUGGCCAUCGCAGGAACAUCGGUCCCUCAGCUCACCCGGCCCAGCAGUUUCCUACUCACCUCAUCGAGUGGCAGGCAGCACUCCACCUUCUCAACAGAGUCCAGCCGCAGCCUUCUGAUCUGUCUCUUGUGGGUGCUCAAGAACGCAGAUGAAAGUGUCUUGCAGAAAUGGUUCACAGACCUGUCAGUGUUGCAGCUCAAUCGCCUGCUGGAUUUGCUUUAUCUUUGUGUAUCCUGCUUUGAAUACAAGGGCAAGAAAGUGUUUGAAAGAAUGAACAGUCUGACAUUCAAGAAGUCAAAAGACAUGAGAGCCAAACUUGAAGAAGCUAUUUUGGGAAGCAUAGGGGCAAGGCAGGAAAUGGUCCGAAGAAGCAGAGGACAGCUAGAGAGAAGUCCUUCUGGGAGCGCAUUUGGAAGUCAAGAGAAUUUGAGAUGGAGAAAGGAUAUGACUCACUGGCGUCAGAACACAGAAAAGCUUGACAAAUCAAGGGCAGAGAUAGAACAUGAGGCACUUAUUGAUGGAAAUCUUGCAACGGAAGCAAAUCUGAUUAUUUUGGAUACGCUAGAGAUAGUUGUACAGACUGUUUCUGUGACGGAGUCCAAAGAGAGUAUCCUCGGUGGGGUGCUGAAAGUGCUUCUGCACAGCAUGGCCUGCAACCAAAGUGCACUUUAUCUCCAACACUGCUUCGCCACACAGAGGGCUUUGGUUUCAAAGUUCCCUGAGCUGCUGUUUGAAGAAGAGACUGAACAGUGUGCAGAUCUGUGCCUGAGGCUCCUGAGACACUGUAGCAGCAGUAUCAGCACGAUACGGUCGCAUGCGAGUGCCUCUCUUUACCUUCUGAUGAGGCAAAACUUUGAGAUUGGGAAUAACUUUGCCAGAGUGAAAAUGCAGGUGACCAUGUCUCUCUCAUCCCUGGUGGGGACGUCCCAGAACUUCAAUGAGGAAUUUUUGCGACGUUCUCUGAAGACUAUUUUGACAUAUGCUGAAGAAGAUCUGGAACUUAGGGAGACAACAUUUCCUGAUCAGGUCCAGGAUCUAGUGUUCAACCUCCAUAUGAUCCUCUCUGACACAGUUAAAAUGAAGGAGCACCAAGAAGAUCCAGAAAUGCUGAUUGACCUGAUGUACAGAAUUGCAAAGGGCUAUCAGAAUUCCCCUGACCUGCGCCUGACAUGGCUGCAGAACAUGGCUGGAAAGCACUCCGAGAGGAGCAAUCACGCCGAAUCAGCCCAGUGCCUGGUCCACUCUGCAGCCUUGGUGGCUGAAUAUCUAAGCAUGCUGGAAGACCGAAAAUACCUCCCUGUAGGGUGUGUUACAUUUCAGAACAUAUCUUCUAAUGUUUUGGAAGAAUCAGCAGUUUCUGAUGAUGUUGUAUCACCAGAUGAAGAAGGUAUCUGUUCUGGAAAGUAUUUUACAGAAGCUGGUCUGGUGGGAUUGCUGGAACAGGCUGCAGCAUCUUUCUCCAUGGCUGGCAUGUAUGAAGCAGUUAAUGAGGUUUACAAAGUCCUAAUUCCUAUUCAUGAAGCUAAUAGAGAUGCCAAGAAGCUAUCCGCUAUUCAUGGUAAACUCCAAGAAGCAUUCAGCAAGAUCGUUCACCAGAGUACUGGCUGGGAGAGGAUGUUUGGCACCUACUUCCGAGUUGGUUUUUAUGGGACUAAAUUUGGAGACCUGGAUGAGCAAGAGUUUGUUUACAAGGAACCCGCGAUAACAAAGUUAGCUGAAAUUUCCCAUAGGCUCGAGGGCUUUUACGGAGAACGGUUUGGUGAAGAUGUGCUUGAAGUGAUUAAGGACUCAAACCCUGUGGACAAAUGUAAACUAGAUCCUAACAAGGCCUACAUUCAGAUAACCUACGUGGAGCCCUACUUCGACACGUACGAGAUGAAGGACAGGAUAACUUACUUCGACAAAAACUACAACUUGCGGCGUUUCAUGUACUGCACGCCCUUCACGCUGGACGGCCGAGCUCACGGGGAGCUGCAUGAGCAGUUCAAGCGCAAAACGAUCCUGACGACGUCCCACGCUUUCCCUUACAUUAAAACCAGGAUAAACGUCAUCCACAAAGAGGAGAUCAUUUUGACGCCUAUUGAAGUUGCCAUAGAGGACAUGCAGAAGAAAACACAGGAAUUAGCUUUUGCAACCCACCAAGACCCUGCGGACCCAAAGAUGCUGCAGAUGGUGCUGCAAGGAUCAGUAGGUACCACCGUAAAUCAGGGACCAUUAGAAGUUGCACAAGUUUUCUUGUCUGAAAUACCCAAUGACCCAAAGCUCUUCAGACAUCAUAACAAACUACGGCUCUGUUUCAAAGACUUCACGAAAAGAUGCGAAGAUGCUCUGCGCAAGAACAAGAGCCUGAUCGGUCCGGACCAAAAGGAGUAUCAGCGAGAACUUGAAAGGAAUUACCACCGGUUAAAGGAAGCUCUACAACCUUUGAUAAAUCGAAAGAUCCCACAGUUGUAUAAGGCAGUGCUGCCGGUCACUUGCCACAGAGACUCCUUCAGCAGGAUGAGCCUUCGCAAAAUGGAUAUCUAAACGAGUUAAAAACCAAAAUAAAAAAGCACUUAAAAUUAAGGUUUUGAAAAGAAAGAGCCUUGUUAUCAGCGCUGGGAAUCAAAGAAGUUUUAUUGUGAAAUAAAACUUGGACUUCAUCCUGGACAUCCCACACACCUCUUCCUCCAUCAAAGUGUUCAGUGGCCAAAAAUCAUUCUGAAUUGUCAAAUGUAGACUUAUCAAUGUUUGAAAAAAAUCAUGACAGUGGUAUCCAGAGUAUUGGUGAUAAGCUGUAAACUUACCUGUUUUUUAAGGCAUUUUUAUGACUCAAAGGUACACUAAACGCAUUUACCUUUAUUUAUAGCAUUACCUAAUGUUAAAUUUAUUUACUUUUAGUUCAUAUAUUUAAUUUAUAUUAGGACCAUACGCAAAUGCAUUUUUGAAGUUUUUAAUGUAGUGAUGAUGGUUAUUUUGAUGGUACUAUUAAAUAUGUGAAUGUUUACACUUUAA